Messenger RNA from Cornus florida, 1287 nucleotides. Its product is annotated as proteasome subunit beta type-7-B. Bases 175 to 993 code for a protein of 272 amino acids. The transcript is spliced from 9 exons. Gene Ontology annotation, molecular function: threonine-type endopeptidase activity. NCBI's taxonomy places the organism in Eukaryota, Viridiplantae, Streptophyta, Magnoliopsida, Cornales, Cornaceae. The record is from RefSeq and is a predicted model, not a curated record. Gene Ontology annotation, cellular component: proteasome core complex.
GACUUGGAUGGAAAGUUAGGGCAAGUGUCAAAUUUUAGACGGCCUCAAAUAGAGGACGGAAAGCUAGGGCAAGUUUUUCAGACGACGCAAUCAGCUUCGAGCCUUCGACACUCCGCAGGACGCAUCCCCCGCUAUCGCCUCAGGUGACACCGUGACAAGAUUGUCUAAUUCAAGAUGUCUAAAGUAGCAAUUGAUGUCCCAAAGGGUGGAUUUUGCUUCGACCUAUGUAGAAGGAAUGCCAUGCUCUCGGAGAAAGGUCUUAAGCCUCCGUCCUUCCUCAAGACCGGGACUACUAUUGUCGGUCUGAUUUUCCAAGAUGGUGUAAUCCUUGGAGCAGAUACAAGAGCCACAGAAGGGCCCAUUGUUGCUGAUAAGAAUUGUGAGAAAAUCCAUUAUAUGGCACCAAAUAUUUAUUGCUGUGGAGCAGGUACUGCUGCUGAUACAGAGGCAGUGACAGACAUGGUCAGUUCCCAUCUGCAGCUCCACCGGUAUCAUACUGGUCGGGAGUCAAGGGUUGUAACAGCUCUUACCCUCUUGAAGUCUCAUCUUUUCAAUUACCAAGGUCACGUCUCAGCUGCUUUGGUGCUUGGUGGAGUUGAUGUCACUGGACCACAUUUGCAUACUAUCUACCCUCAUGGAUCAACGGACACUCUUCCUUUCGCUACGAUGGGCUCAGGUUCUCUUGCUGCGAUGUCAGUUUUUGAAACGAAAUACCGUGAAGGGCUAACUAAGGAUGAAGGAAUAAAAAUAGUGUGUGAGGCUAUUUGCUCUGGAAUAUUCAAUGACUUGGGAAGUGGAAGCAAUGUGGAUGUUUGUGUAAUAACCAAGGGGCACAAAGAGUAUCUGAGGAACCACCAGUUGCCAAAUCCGCGCACUUAUGUCAGUGAGAAAGGCUAUUCUUUCUCCAAGAAGACCGAGGUUCUGAUGACAAAGAUUACCCCCUUGAAGGAAAAGGUUGAAGUCAUUGAAGGAGGAGAUGCAAUGGAGGAGUAACUUUUCAGUUACAUAUUUUGUAAUCUCCUCACUUUUAUGGCUUGAAUUUGAUCUCUUAUCCAACAUCACUUUUAUUGUUGUGUAGUUCUUUGGGCUACAUAAAUUCAUGACAUUGGUGCAAGUAAGAAGUGCACUGUUGGUUAGAUUCAGGUCUUGAAUACUUUAUAUUCGAAAGUAUGGUCAAUUCCCUCUCACAUAACCUUCCCUCCCCCAAAUUUUACUUUUAUGACAUUAAAUCUACCUUCCUGAAGUUUUUUCUUAUGAAAUGCAAUGAAUCUGUUUAUUCAAUUACUA